AUGAAUUUCCUGUUUGGCCCACGACGGGCCCAACCAGUCACUGUGCUCUCGGACAAAAUAGUUCCCCUUCGCUCCUGGGAUACGGCCCUGUCCAUGCGUGGCACAGUCCUAGAUGCAGCGUUAGUUUUCCGUGAUGUACUUGAUAUAUCCAAGCUUCAUACUGCUUUGGACCAGCUGUAUUCUACCGGGAAUUGGAGUCAGCUUGGAGCUCGACUUCGUUUGAAUGGUAACAAUGGGUUGGAAUAUCACAUUCCAGAACGCUACGAUGAUGCUCGACCGGCUUUCAUAUUCACCAAUGUCGUUCAUCACAUGUCCAUCAACUCUCAUUCUUUGGCAGCCCAACUCCCCGAGGCUGAUGACAAGGCCAAGCUCUGUGUCUCUCCAGAAAACUUCACUCCGCUUGUGCGAAGCGGUGCUACCCCCAAAAGGCUAGACGACUGGAUUUAUUCCGACAAUCCGCAGCUUUUUAUCCACUCCGUUAGUUUUCAAGAUGCCACCAUUCUGACUGUCACAUUCCCACACACUCUUGCCGAUGUCAUGGGGAUUGGUUUAUUCAUGAGCGCCUGGUCUGCUAUGGGUCGGGACGACCCUGCUGCCGUGCCGGCCCUGGAGAGCUUUGAAUCCAAUCCACUGACGGAACUUGGUCAGAGAACCCCACCAGAGAAAUAUGUAUUUUUUGACAGAGUACUAAACAAAGGUCAACUGCUUUUGUUUGUUGCUCGGCGUAUUGCAGAUUCGCUUUGGUAUCGCCAGGAGGAAAGACGCACAAUCUCCCUUCCGGUUAGGUGCGUCAAGAAGAUGCGCACCAAGGCUAUCGAGGAGCUUGAAAAGUCCAGUGACCAUGGUUGUACGGAGUCCAAACCUUUCCUAAGCGAGAGCGAUACCAUACUGGCGUGGUGGGCACGUACACUCUAUAUUGCACUUGGUCUGCUACCAAGUCAACGGAUUCUGCUGAACAACGCGUUCAAUCUCCGCACAUCGCUGCAUGAUUCUUUUUCGUCUCCUGAGAAUGCCUACCUGGGAAAUUGUGUCUGCAUGUCACCUACAUUUUUACAGGGAUCCCACCUCGAAGAUGAACCAUUAAGCAAAAUUGCUUGGAGAAUUCGACAGUCAGUAGCCUUACAACAGACGUCGGAACAGGUCGAGGCUGUCACAGCUUUGUUAAAGCAAACUAUGGAAAAGUCGGGCUACCUUGCCCUGAUCGGCGAGCCAGGUAUGUUGCUUCUAUCAUCUUCAAAUUGGCACAAAGCCGGAAUGUACGGUUUAGACUUUUCUGCGGCGGUGACUACGCCUGGGAAAGACCUCCGUAACCGGGCAAAUGGUCUUGGAAAACCGUCGCAUGUCAAUGGAGUUCUACACUCCGAUCUUUCAUUCAGAAAUACUUUUGCUGUGACAGGCAGGGAUGCUGGUGGUAAUUGGUGGCUCAACGGUGUCCUGCGGACGGAUGCAUGGGCUCUGGUUGAAGCUGAACUAGAGAAAAUAGAUGAUUGA
Molecule: messenger RNA, 1491 nt
Organism: Penicillium nucicola
Lineage: Eukaryota; Fungi; Ascomycota; Eurotiomycetes; Eurotiales; Aspergillaceae
Exons: 2
Coding region: 1-1491 (496 amino acids)
Source: RefSeq, a predicted model, not a curated record